This is a messenger RNA of Manduca sexta (tobacco hornworm), 1085 nucleotides long. RefSeq lists its product as uncharacterized. NCBI's taxonomy places the organism in Eukaryota, Metazoa, Arthropoda, Insecta, Lepidoptera, Sphingidae. The transcript has a single exon. Bases 92 to 1012 code for a protein of 306 amino acids. The record is from RefSeq and is a predicted model, not a curated record.
UCGAUGACAAAGCACGCAUCAACGCAACUAAAUACAUUGUUCAGUUGUUCUUAACCUUUGGCCACUUUAAAACUUAAUUUAUACUAUCACAAUGAAGUGCGCUCUUUGUAACGAAAGUUUUAAUGACGGUGUCCAGUGUGCUUCGUGUAAAAAACAACUAGACUUCCGUUGUGCAAGUAUAUCUGAAGCUGGUUGGAGGAAAUUGGGUGCUGAUAGAAGAGCAGUAUGGAAGUGUCCAUCGUGCCGGAUCUCAUCACCUUCGGCAUCUACUACGGAACAAGCUUCACUCCAAGUUGUGCUCAAUGAAAUAAGGGAUUUAAAACGUCAAUUAUCCAUUUUGCCAUCACUAACGGAGAAUAUUCACAGCAUCAAAGAUGAACUUAAAGAGUUACGGAACUGCUGUGAAUAUAAUUCUAGCCUGGUUGAAGAAUUUUCACACAAGCUUAAAGAUCUGGAGUCAAGAAUUACAGGUUUGGAAGGACUACAAGCUACCGUUCAUACACUUCACCGUGAUGUGGAGGGGAUUAGAGCUGAGUUAAAGGCCAAUGACCAGCGAUCGAGGCUUAAUAAUGUAGAAAUAAAAGGCGUCCCUUUAAGUAAAACUGAAAAUUUAUUUGAUAUCGUGGAAAAAAUUAGUAAAAAAGUGAAUUUUUCAUUCCCUAUGACACAGAUCAAUUACAUAUCACGAAUACCUAUGUAUAAAUCAAAAGAAAAAGCGAUCAUAGUAAGUUUUCUGAAUCGCUAUAUAAAGGAAGAUUUUGUUGCCGCUGCUCGAGUCUGUAAGACCCUAUCUACUCUUGACCUGGGUUUUAAUGGAACGUCUUCCCGAAUAUUUGUUAAUGAUCACCUGAAUGCAGAUAGCAAAAUAUUACUUAACAAGACUAAAUUACUAGCGAAACAAAACAGUUAUAAAUAUGUGUGGGUAAAGCAUGGAAAAAUACAUAUCCGUAAAGAUGAUACAUCCAAAUCAUUUGUUAUUAUUAAUCAUAAUGAUUUAAACAAACUUACAUAGACGAUUUCUUAUGCCAAUGUGUAUUAUCAUUCAUUUUUACAAUAUUAUGGUUGUUAUUAAUCCCUAUUAUAAU